UGAUCUUCAUUGGAACAAGAAUAUUAUCAAUAAAAGACUUGGCUUCGGCCUUUCAUGCGAACCUAUAUGUAUAUGAAGAAAAUGAAACAUGAAGAACACGAAAUACUACUUUUAUGGGAAAUUGUACUUUUUAUGUUUGAAGAUGAAGAUUAUAUAAAUACUUAGCAUGACUUUGAACAAGUUGUGUAACGUGAAGAAUAGAAAAAUAAAAAUGAAGACUUGGCUGUAUGGGCUUUUGACCCCUUUGCCUGUCCAGAUGGACGAAUAGAACCAAAAAAAAAAUCUCUUUGGUACCCGUGUUUUGACUUUUGAAAUUUGAUGUUUGAGUUUCCAUUCCUGUAAUUAAUAUUUAUGUACCAUGUCGUUUUAACCUAUUUUUUAGUAUCACGUGUACUGUUACUUAUAAGUGAGACAAUUUGUACAAAAUCUUUAAUACAUAGCAAAUAAUGACUCAACGAACAAUAGACAAAGUAUAUAAAAAAUCUAAUCAAAAACCUUAUCCAAUCAUUGUAAACUAUCAACAUGCAUACCCGACGGAUGAAUUUCAAAGUUAUCCAUGUACAUUGCUUAAAAAUACCGAAACCGAUCAAAAAACUCUAGUUACUGAAACAGAUGGCUUACUAUAUGCUGGAGAGGAAGACGAUGAUAACUUAGGCCAAACUUUACUUCUUGUUAGGGAUAAGUCGUCUGGCAAAGUUAGAUUAAUCGAAUCAAGUUAUAUUGAGUUGAGACCUAUCUUAAAAGAAGAUUUAAAUAUAAACGACACCCAGGUAUUAGAGACAAGUAAUUUGGAGUUAAGUAGAAAAUUUGGUUCUAAGAAGCAAAGACAGCAGAUGGAACAAAGAGAAAAACUAAAAAUGAAUAUGGAAACAGUGACUGAACAGGUUAAAAAAGCCACGGAGAAGGUGAAGUCGGAACAACUGGAUUUAACAUCUUACAACAAUAGCUUAAACUCUGAUGACUUCUAUAUACCAGAUAUUAAUAGAAAUGCUACCCGGGUGGAGGAUGUUUAUGAUUUUGACAAAAUAUUGACAGAGGAACAAUUUUCUCAAAUAGCUUCAGAAAUUGAGUCAAAAGACUACAUAUCUGAGAUGCUACCAUUUAUCCAAAAUAUUGUAAGCAAUAGUAAUUCAAUCAAACACCAAGUACUUGGUUUAUAUGCAGAUAGCUUAGCUAAGUUAUACAUAAUGAUGGUUAAAGACAUCAACAGAAAAGGUUUUACUAUAUGUAAAUCAUCAAAUACAUUGAACAAGCAUAUAUUGGAGAAUUUCUUGACAGUAUCGGGUAGAAAGUAUGGCCGUCCUCCACAGUACAAGGAUAAAAUUAUAUGUCAUGCUAUAGUGCUUUUAUUAUUAAUAAAUAAUUUUAAGAUAAGUCUAGAUGAAGUUUGUGAAAUGUUUAAGUUGAUGCCAUCAACUAGUGCUUUGAAGGUGAGAGUGACUGGUGCUAUAAUUGUGAACACAGACAGUAAGAAAUUUGUGCAAUUAAAACUACCUCUAAAUAAUAAAGGAAUAUAUCGGAGGAAAAGUACACAUUUUUGAAAAAAAUACUGCUGUUUUCUUAUUUUGAUGCUAUCACAGUUAGUGGACUGGACACCACUAAAACAAUAGUUAAGACAAGCUCCUGGUGCUUAUCUGGAAUAUGAGAUCUGUAUAAAUGCAAGGAGUUGUUCAUUAAGUAAUAUCUUUUUUAUUCAUGAAAACCACCAUCAUUGUCAUUUGGUAGUGUAAUGCUCAUCCACAAAGU
Molecule: messenger RNA, 1746 nt
Organism: Leptidea sinapis
Lineage: Eukaryota; Metazoa; Arthropoda; Insecta; Lepidoptera; Pieridae
Gene: Polr1E
Product: DNA-directed RNA polymerase I subunit RPA49
Exons: 1
Coding region: 447-1541 (364 amino acids)
Biological process (GO): transcription elongation by RNA polymerase I; RNA polymerase I preinitiation complex assembly; nucleolar large rRNA transcription by RNA polymerase I
Cellular component (GO): RNA polymerase I complex
Molecular function (GO): DNA binding
Source: RefSeq, a predicted model, not a curated record